Molecule: messenger RNA, 1109 nt
Organism: Coffea eugenioides
Lineage: Eukaryota; Viridiplantae; Streptophyta; Magnoliopsida; Gentianales; Rubiaceae
Exons: 3
Coding region: 199-888 (229 amino acids)
Source: RefSeq, a predicted model, not a curated record
UCCUGCCCUUUUCCCAACCUACUCUUCUUCGAUUUGCUAACUGUAUAUCAACUCAACACUCAGAAUAAUGCCAAUCCACUAACCACCAGAGAGCCGGAAUCAAACAUCCCUCAGCUCUUAUUUACAGUUCACCUUCAAAGAGAACCAAAAAAAAUCCCCAGAAAAAGGAGAAAUACUGAAGAAAAAGCGACAUAAAAAAUGGAAAAAGGCAGCUUUAGUGCGGAAGAUCUAUCAACAAUUGGAGGGAUUGCAACAGUCUCAUUGCUUCACUCAUUCAUUCCGACCCAUUGGCUCCCUUUCUCCAUUGUUGGCCGUGCCCAGAAAUGGACCCUUUCUAGGACCAUUCUCGUCACUGCAUUUGGCGCAGUUCUGCAUGUAGUGUCCACAUCCCUUCUUGGCAUAACAGCAGUUACCAUAUCAAACACCAUUGCUGGAGAAGAAACUGUUCACAAACUUGCUUCGCUAUUGCUCAUAUUUCUUGGUGGUAGCUAUGUCAUCCUCUUCCUAACUGGGAAGGGUGGUCACAGCCAUUCCCAUAAUCAACCCAUGGAGAAAAUGGCUGUUGCUGGGCUUGUCCUGGUUCCUGCAUUAUCUCCUUGUGCAACCACUCUUCCAGUUUUUCUUGCUGUUGGGAACUCAUCCUCCAUGAUGGUACUUGCUAUCAUUGUUCUGCUUUUCAGUACCAUAACCGUGAUGACCUCCCUGGUGGCUCUCUCAUUCUAUGGUGCAAGUCAGCUGAAGUUCCAUUGGGUGGAACGCUAUGACAAGCUCCUUGUAGGUUCAGUGCUUUGCUUAGUUGGAAUGUUGACUCUCAUUUUCCAUGAUCAUCAUCAUGAUGGAGAUUUAGUGUCAGGAGGAGUCCAUGACAGAAAACUGAUUGUUUUAUAAGAAUUUCCUUUAAAUCUGUAGGUUUUUUUACCGCGAGUUAAAAAUUUCACAUUGCUUGCUUAUCUGUAUCUAGUCAAGAAAUGGCAAACUUAUGUUCAUUGUGCCAUUUAUGAGCAUUGAUCUCUGAUGCCUACCACUGCUUGUGGCCCCUUUGGUCAUUUCCUCCUUGUACAGAACAGCAACAUUCUGGGGAUAUAAUUGUUUUGGCUUCCAUGAUGAUA